AUGCAAGGCACUCAAAGACCAGAGCACCGGCCAGACAUUAUCGUCUGUGUUUUCAAAAUGAAAUUAACAUCACUUUUGGAUGAUAUCUUGAAACACCAAAUCUUUGGCCAGGUCAUUGCAUACAUCUACGUCAUCGAGUUCCAAAAACGAGGUCUGCCGCAGGCUCACAUCCUGCUUACCUUAGAUACAAAAAACAAAAUCAGAACCAAAGAUGAUAUAGACAGAUAUGUGCAUGCAGAGAUACCCUCCAAAAAUGUCAGCCCAAAACUCUACAAAAUUGUAACAAAGCACGUGAUUCAUGGACCUUGCGGCACACUAAAUCCACACGCACCAUGCAUGAAAAAUGGCACAUGCUCCAAGAACUUUCCCAAGGACCUUCGGAACACCACAGAGGGAUACCCUCUCUACAGAAGACAAACAUCAGCCCCAAUCAGGCUUGGGAAAUAUGAUGUUGAUAAUCGCUGGGUGGUCCCAUAUAAUCCCUGGAUCUUGAAAAAAUAUAACGCACAUAUCAACGUAGAAGUUUGUGCCUCUGUGAAGAGUGUCAAGUACCUUUACAAGUAUGUGUACAAAGGGCAUGAUGCCGCAUCAAUCAAGCUACAGCAAGAAAAUCAAACUGGCAUCCUUGAACAUGAUGAAAUAACAACAUUUCUGGACGGAAGAUAUGUUAGCGCCCCAGAGGCAAUGUGGCGAAUCAAUGAGUUUACACUAACAGAGAAGUCACACACCAUAAUCCGCUUACCAGUUCAUUUGCCAGAACACCAGCAAUUGGUGACAGCGCGAGGGGAAGGAGUUAUUGGAAGAAUGCCAGUAGUAAGCAUUAAAGAUUCAGAACGGUACUAUCUGUGCAUGCUACUCACCCGAACCAAACGUAGCACUGGAUUUGACAGUUUGAGAACUGUCCAUGGGGUACUCUAUGACAGUUACCUAGAAACCUGCAGAGCACACGGACUUCUAGAAGGAGAUAAAAACUGGCAUGAAACACUGACUGAGGCAGAACAGAGUCAGAUGCCACAUUCUCUUAGAAUGCUCUUUGCUAUAAUCUGUGCAUUUGGAGAAGCAGAAGAUGUGGCUGAACUUUGGAACCAACACAAACAUGCCAUGUGUGAAGAUUUAGUACAUAAAUAUUCAGAGGCCACUGGCCCACAAUAUGCACUUGCUGAAAUUGAAACACAGCUAAAAACUUAUGGCAUGACUUUGAACAUGAAUUUGCCAGUUCUGUAUCUACCAGAUGCUAUUCUAAAACAGGACACCUUAGACAUACUGGGAGAACAAAAACAGGCCAAAAUACAUACCAGCAAGCUAAACCUAGAACAACAAAGAGCAGUCACCACAGUACUACAAGCAAUAUAUGACACUCCAAAUGACAAGCCACACUGCUUUUUCCUAGAUGGACCUGCAGGAACAGGGAAAACAUUUGUCUAUACAACACUCAUACACACUAUCCAAGGCAAAGGAGACCAGGCUACAGCAGUUGCUUCAACGGGAAUAGCAGCUACACUAUUACCAGGAGGUAGAACAGCACACUCAGUAUUCAAGAUUCCACUGAUCCUGGAUGCAAGCUCAACCUGCGAUAUAAAGCCAAACACAAUUGCAGCAAAACACCUCAUAGACACAAAAUUGAUAGUCUGGGAUGAAACACCAAUGACACAUACACAUGCCUUCCUGGCUGUAGACAGACUCCUCAAAGACCUCACAAAAUCCACACAACCAUUUGGAGGCAAAACCAUCUUGCUUGGGGGUGAUUUCCGACAAAUCCUCCCUGUCAUCAUUAGAGGUUCAAGAUCCUUAACCGUAGCCAGCUGCUUAAAAAAACACCACCUCUGGAAACACAUUCAUGUAAUCAAACUCAACAAAAACAUGUGUGCUCUGCACAAUGAAAAAGACUUUGCAACAUGGCUCUUAGCAGUAGGCGACAGAAGGAACGGAGAGACAACACAGUUACCAAAAAGCUGCUACCCAGAGAUACAGGACCCAGUGGAACAAUUAUAUGGUGAUAUUGAUUUUGCCACAGUCACACCACAACAACUAAAAGGAAGAGUAAUACUGACUGUGACAAACCACAUGUCCCUAGAACUCAAUAACCGUGUCCUCGAACGUAUGCCAGGAGAGGAAGUCAUAUAUGCAAGUAUAGACACCAUCGAAAGUGAGCAAGAAGAAGAUCGCCUGGCAUACCCAGAGGAAUUCUUAAACAGCCUUACACCAACAGGCAUGCCACCACACCAACUGCGUCUUAAACCAGGAGCAAUCAACAUGCCGCUGAAGAACUUAGCUCCCACAAGAAGACUGUGCAAUGGAACACGUCUCACAGUCAUAUGCCUUCAACCCAACAUUAUUGAAACAAAAGCCAUAACACACUCUGAAAACAAUGAGAUUGCUCUCAUCCCAAGGAUUCCAAUAAUACCCUCUGACACAAAUAUGACAUUCAAAUUCAAAAGAAGGCAGUUCCCAGUAAGAUUGUCCUUUGCAAUGACCAUCAACAAGUCACAAGGACAAACCUUUGACAGAAUAUGCCUUUACCUAAAAGAUCCAGUAUUCAGUCAUGGACAAUUAUAUGUUGCCCUAUCUCGAGUCAGAUCAUUCGACUCAUUAACCGUCGUGUCAGCACAACAGGACAUCCCAAACUGCGUCUACACAGAAAUAUUUGACAAUAACCAAAAAGAAACAGACAAAGAAACACAGAACAGCAGAACAACAAAACACGCUAACAGCUUUGGACCAGGAACAAAAAAAUAA
Messenger RNA from Hemicordylus capensis (graceful crag lizard), 2736 nucleotides. RefSeq lists its product as uncharacterized. Gene Ontology annotation, molecular function: DNA helicase activity. NCBI's taxonomy places the organism in Eukaryota, Metazoa, Chordata, Lepidosauria, Squamata, Cordylidae. Gene Ontology annotation, biological process: telomere maintenance; DNA repair. Bases 1 to 2736 code for a protein of 911 amino acids. The transcript is spliced from 2 exons. The record is from RefSeq and is a predicted model, not a curated record.